AUGGGAAGCAGACCUGCACUGAAAGACCUCCACAACAUGAUGAUGAAAAGGAGGAAUCAUUUACUAACAGCUCACUUCUCGACGCCUGUAAGAAGGAACCUGAUCCGAGUGAGACACAUCCUGUCCCGGGGUUUGGACGACGUUAACAGAAGAGACAAGAGAAAUACAACACCACUCAUGAUGGCAGCAAAGGAGGGGCACAGAAGAAUAGUUGAGUUUCUGCUGAGUAAAGGGGCUAUUAUGUCACUAGUUGAUAAUAACGGCGACAACGUUCUGCACUCGGCUUGCAGAGGGGGACAUGUGGAUAUGGUGAGGUAUGUACUCUCACAACACAGUGUUGAUAUUAACAGUAGAAGCAAGUCCGGAAAAUCGCCCCUGAUGACGACCGUAUAUAAUGGACAUAGAGAAGUAGUUGAUGUUCUUGUGGGUAUGGGGGCUAAUGUGUCACGAGUGGAUGAUGAUGGCGACAACGUUCUGCACUAUGCCUGCAGAGGGGGGCAUGUAGGUAUGGUGAAGCAUCUACUCUCAAAAUACAGUAUUGAUAUUAACAGUAGAGGCAAGUCCGGAAAAUCUCCCCUGAUGUCGACCGUAUAUUAUGGACACAUAGAACUAUUUAAUGUUCUUGUGGGUAUGGGGGCUAAUGUGUCACAAGUGGAUGAUGAUGGAGACAACGUUCUGCACUAUGCCUGCAGAGGGGGGCAUGUAGGUAUGGUGAAGCAUCUACUCUCAAAAUACAGUAUUGAUAUUAACAGUAGAGGCAAGUCCGGAAAAUCUCCCCUGAUGUCGACCGUAUAUUAUGGACACAUAGAACUAUUUAAUGUUCUUGUGGGUAUGGGGGCUAAUGUGUCACAAGUGGAUGAUGAUGGAGACAACGUUCUGCACUGGGCCUGCAGAGGGGGGCAUGUAGGUAUGGUGAAGCAUCUACUCUUAAAAUACAGUGUUGAUAUUAACAAUAGGGGACGGUUUGGAAGAACUCCCCUGAUGACGACUGGCUAUUCUGGAUCGAUAGACUUGUUUACAUACCUCGUUAGUUCAGGAGCUAAUGUGUCAGACGUCGAUGAUAAAGGAGACACCAUACUCCAUCGUGCAUCAGUUGGAGGACAUGCAAAGAUGAUUCAGCACAUCAUAUCACAGGACAUCGUGGACAUUAACAGUAGAGGAAGAUACGGAAGGACACCAUUGAUGAGAGCGGUAUAUUAUGGAAAGAGGGAAGCAUUUGAUGUACUUGUGAGUAGCGGGUGCCUAACUGACUUAGUGGAGGACCAGGGUCACACCAUCCUUCAUCUGGCCUGUUUAGGUGGACGUGUGGAGAUGGUGAAGUAUAUCCUCUCACGGAACAUGACCAACAUUAACGCCAGGAACAAGGAUGGGGACACAGCAGCCACGAUAGCAAAGCGUGAAGGGCAACAUGCAUGCUAUCACUGUCUUGUUUCACGUACCUGUUGA
Messenger RNA from Haliotis rubra (blacklip abalone), 1446 nucleotides. Its product is annotated as putative ankyrin repeat protein RF_0381. The transcript has a single exon. Lineage: Eukaryota; Metazoa; Mollusca; Gastropoda; Lepetellida; Haliotidae. The record is from RefSeq and is a predicted model, not a curated record. The coding region runs from base 1 to 1446 and encodes 481 amino acids. Gene Ontology annotation, molecular function: protein binding.